GUACGCUGGGCGGGCAUUGUGAAGCUGUAGUUGAGUGUUAGCAGGCUAACUAGAGAAAGAAAGCUAACUAAUCGUGAGAGUGGAACUGGAGCUAACGCUAAAGGAAAAGACAACUGUCAAAACAGCCAGAGGAGCAGAAAUCUUAGAGAAGUGAUAAUUCCGUUAGGUGACUACAUGAUGUGUAGCUAGUUAAUCAAAGACCGUGUUUGUCAGAUGCCCGAGGAGUAUUUUGGAUACUACAUCGAUUGUCCCAUUUCCAAACGGAAACCAUUUCUGGACAUACAGUUCGUGCUAGGUAGCUAGCUAAGUGAAUCAUCCAGGAGACUUUUCAUUGUCACCUAAAAAACCCAAACUGAAUGUUUUGUCUGUCAUGAGUCCGGCCGGGUGCUCCCAUGUGAACGGUUAUAAGGUGGAUAAUUGGAAACAAAAUCUUCGAGUCAUAUACCAAUGCUUUGUUUGGAGUGGUACUGCUGAAGCCAGGAGACGCAAGGUGCUUCAGAGUGAUGCAGGAUGGACAGAGCUGGCCAAGUCGUGCAUCUGUCACAUGUGUGGUGCCCACCUGAACCGACUCCACUCUUGUCUCUACUGCGUUUUCUUCGGCUGUUUUACGAAGAAACACAUCCACGAGCACGCAAAAAACAAGAGACACAAUCUAGCGAUAGACUUAUUAUACGGUGGAAUAUAUUGUUUUGUGUGUCAAGACUACAUAUACGACAAAGACAUGGAGCAGAUUGCCAAAGAGGAACAGAGGAAAGCCUGGAAAUUGCAAGGCAUAGGGGAGAAAUACACAACAUGGGAGCCGACCAAGAGGGAGCUAGAAUUGUUACGACACAAUCCAAAGCGGAGGAAAAUCACUACAAACUGUACCAUAGGUUUACGAGGGUUAAUAAACCUGGGCAACACGUGUUUCAUGAACUGCAUUGUUCAGGCUCUCACACACACGCCGCUGCUGCGAGACUUCUUUCUCUCCGACAGACACAAGUGCGAGAUGCAAUCAAACUCCUGUCUGGUGUGUGAGAUGUCGCAGCUCUUUCAAGAGUUCUACUCGGGCCACCGUUCACCCCACAUUCCCUUCCGGCUGCUGCACCUGGUGUGGACUCAUGCACGUCACCUCGCAGGAUACGAGCAACAAGACGCCCACGAGUUCCUCAUCGCAGCUCUGGAUGUUCUACACCGGCACUGCAAAGGGGACACCAUCAGAGAUGACAAUGGGAAGAAGGCCAACAAUCCAAACCACUGCAACUGCAUCAUUGACCAAAUCUUCACUGGGGGCCUGCAAUCAGAUGUUACCUGUCAAGUGUGCCAUGGGGUUUCCACGACGAUAGAUCCAUUCUGGGACAUCAGCCUGGACCUUCCUGGCUCUUCCACACCUUUCUGGCCCCUCAGCCCUGGAGGGGAUGGCGGCACAGUGAAUGGAGAGAGCCACCUGUCAGGGGCCACCACCCUCACAGACUGCCUGCGCAGGUUUACGCGGCCCGAGCAUCUAGGAAGCAGUGCCAAAAUCAAGUGCGGCGGUUGCCAUAGUUACCAGGAGUCCACCAAACAGCUGACGAUGAAGAAGCUCCCCAUCGUAGCGUGUUUCCAUCUCAAACGGUUUGAGCACUCUGCCAAACUGCGGAGGAAGAUCACUACAUACGUUUCCUUCCCCCUAGAGUUGGACAUGACGCCCUUCAUGGCAUCCAGUAAAGAGAGCAGGAUGAACGGGCAGUAUCAACUGACGGUUGAUGUAUUAAACAACGACAAUAAGUAUUCCUUGUUUGCGGUGGUCAACCACCAAGGCACAUUAGAGAGUGGCCACUACACCAGCUUCAUCCGCCAGCACAAAGACCAGUGGUUCAAAUGUGAUGACGCCAUAAUCACCAAGGCCAGCAUUAAGGAUGUACUCGAUAGUGAAGGGUAUCUCUUAUUCUACCAUAAACAGUUCCUUGAGUACGAGUAGUCUUUGUGAGGACUGACCACGAAGAACCACUGCUUCUAACGAGAGAGUCAAGGGCCUGGGGACAGGAUGAAACAAAAACACACAAACCUACCUGAAACUCUUUGACUACCAGUCUACUACAGAGUCCAGCUCUGGAGGGCAACACAUAAAAAGACGUGUGAAAUCAUGCAACCUUUCAAAAGAAUACAAAAAAAAAACAAGCACUGAGCUACUUCUUGGCAUCUACUUGACAAAACUGAAUGAAGAGGAGAGAUGGAGGAGGAGGAAGAGUUCGGGCGUCGUCAGUUCCAGGCUUGGGCAGAGGGAAGAGGCCUCCCCCCACCCCCUCACCCUCUCUCCCCCCCUACCUGCUGCAGGGGGCGGUCUGAGUGUGACUGGCCGUCAUCUCCAUCGGGCACAUCUGGAUUUUUUUUCACAGUAUUCUGACCCCCUUCACCACCCGCCCCCCCCACUCACGCCCUCCAUUUCUCUCCCAUGGUGCUCUCGUUUUCAACUGACCAAGCGUUUAACUCGAUAGAAGACAGUUUGUUGUCAUAUGCAUACAGGACUGAACGCAAAAAAAAAAAAAGUAAGAAUAAUAAAAUCAACGUAUUAUGAACUUUGCAAGAACAUUUCUAAAGGUAUGGUUAUGAUUCUUAUCAUUUGUGAAUUUUGUUAUGAAAUACUGUAUGAAUCUAGUAUACAUUUAUUUUUUAAGAGCAAAAAAACAAAACAUGGGAGGGCUUAGAGACGCUGCCUUUGCCAGUUGCUGGGGAAGUGCUGCCAUGGAAACUAAGCAGAUUUGGACCUGAGUGUGCUCAUGUUCCAUUAUUUACUGUGUUGAUUGUUUUAUUAUUAAGUCUGGUUGAGGGCGGGGAAUAUCUAUUUUUUUUUAGCAACUCAUCACAUUUUUGUUUACUGUUCAUUUGUGUCUUUUAUUUUUUAAAUUUCAGUACAGCCAUGUGUCCCUCGCUGUCCUGGUACUGGAAAUGUCGUUUGACGUAUUAUACUUUCAUUCUUGUGGAAUUGUUGGUAUAAUGAUGGUGAUGGUUAAAUUGGCUCACCUUUUUGCUGUUUAUGAAUUGUAUGUUGAAUGUGAGCUUUGGGUUUCAUGUGGCAUUAUGAAGAGAAGACUCCAUACAUGAGGUCUUAUAAUGUGAGAAUGCUGUGGUCUCUUCUCAUUGAACACCUUGGAUGCUCUGCAAAAAAAAAAAAAAAAAAAAAAAAA
Gymnodraco acuticeps is the source of this 3146-nucleotide messenger RNA. RefSeq names its product ubiquitin specific peptidase 22 (gene usp22). Bases 371 to 1939 code for a protein of 522 amino acids. Gene Ontology annotation, biological process: protein deubiquitination. The transcript has 14 exons. The record is from RefSeq and is a predicted model, not a curated record. Lineage: Eukaryota; Metazoa; Chordata; Actinopteri; Perciformes; Bathydraconidae. Gene Ontology annotation, molecular function: zinc ion binding; cysteine-type deubiquitinase activity.